Molecule: messenger RNA, 3520 nt
Organism: Monopterus albus (swamp eel)
Lineage: Eukaryota; Metazoa; Chordata; Actinopteri; Synbranchiformes; Synbranchidae
Gene: prkci
Product: protein kinase C, iota
Exons: 19
Coding region: 130-1887 (585 amino acids)
Biological process (GO): protein phosphorylation; establishment or maintenance of cell polarity
Molecular function (GO): ATP binding; protein serine/threonine kinase activity; protein binding
Source: RefSeq, a predicted model, not a curated record
CAGAUAUUUGAACUUGAAUGCAGCACGUACCCACAUAGAAAGUUGGUACAGUCGGAAGUCAACUUGAUAGUCAAAGAGGAAAGUAAGGAAGGCAGGCAUCGGUGAGUCGGACUGUCCGUGGCUGAGGUUAUGAUGCCGACGUUGCGGGACAGCACCAUGUCCCAUCCCGGCGAAAAUUCCCACCAAGUCCGGGUGAAGGCUUAUUAUAAAGGGGACAUCAUGAUCACCCAUUUUGAGCCAUCUAUCUCGUAUGAGGGUCUGUACGGGGAAGUGAGGGACAUGUGCUCCAUGGACAACGACCAGCUGUUCACCAUGAAGUGGAUUGACGAGGAAGGUGACCCCUGCACCAUGUCGUCUCAACUGGAGUUGGAAGAAGCGCUGCGUCUCUACGACCUCAACAAAGACUCAGAGCUCAUUAUCCAUGUGUUCCCGUGUAUACCAGAAAAACCCGGAAUGCCUUGUCCAGGAGAAGACAAGUCCAUUUAUCGGCGAGGAGCCCGGCGGUGGAGGAAGCUUUACUAUGCCAGUGGCCAUGCCUUCCAGGCUAAACGCUUUAACAGGCGAGCCCACUGUGCCAUCUGCACAGACCGGAUCUGGGGUCUGGGAAGACAAGGCUACAAAUGCAUCAACUGCAAACUGCUGGUGCACAAGAAGUGCCAUAAACUGGUCACAGUGGAGUGUGGCAGACAGAACCUGGAACCAGUCAUGCCAGGCCCACCAUCGAGUCACUUAGACCACACUGAACAGCCAGGCCCUCAGAAUAAGGACUCUAGAGAAAGCUUGAAUUACGAAGGAGAUGAGAAAGAGGCACGGAGCAGCAGAGACACAGGGAAAUCGAGCCUCGGCCUGGCAGACUUUGAUUUGCUGCGGGUGAUCGGCAGAGGCAGCUAUGCCAAGGUGCUGUUGGUGCAGCUGAAGAAGACAGAGCGCAUUUAUGCCAUGAAGGUGGUGAAGAAGGAGCUGGUCAAUGACGAUGAGGAUAUUGACUGGGUCCAAACAGAAAAGCAUGUUUUUGAGCAGGCCUCUAAUCAUCCAUUCCUAGUUGGCCUCCACUCCUGUUUCCAGACAGAAAGCAGACUGUUCUUUGUUAUUGAAUAUGUGAACGGUGGAGAUCUGAUGUUCCACAUGCAGAGACAAAGAAAACUCCCAGAAGAACACGCCAGAUUUUACUCAGCAGAGAUCAGUCUGGCGCUGAACUAUCUUCACGAGAGGGGAAUCAUAUACAGAGAUCUGAAACUGGACAAUGUGCUACUGGACUCUGAAGGACACAUAAAACUUACAGACUAUGGCAUGUGCAAGGAGGGUCUGAGACCAGGAGAUACGACGAGCACUUUCUGUGGUACCCCCAAUUAUAUUGCCCCUGAGAUACUCAGAGGGGAGGAUUACGGGUUCAGUGUGGACUGGUGGGCACUGGGCGUGCUGAUGUUCGAGAUGAUGGCGGGUCGGUCACCCUUCGACAUCGUGGGGAGCUCCGACAACCCCGACCAGAACACAGAAGAUUACCUCUUCCAAGUAAUAUUGGAAAAACAGAUCCGAAUCCCCCGCUCAUUGUCAGUCAAAGCUGCCAGCGUCCUCAAGGGAUUCCUCAACAAGGAUCCCAAGGAGCGUCUGGGCUGCCACCCUCAGACGGGCUUUGCUGACAUCAUGGGUCAUCCAUUCUUUCGAAACGUCGACUGGGAGCUUCUGGAGCAGAAGCAAGUGAUCCCUCCAUUCAAGCCCAACAUCUCAGGGGAGUUCGGACUGGACAACUUUGACGCCCAGUUCACCAAUGAGCCCAUCCAGCUCACACCUGAUGACGAUGAUGUGGUCAAGAAGAUCGACCAGUCUGAAUUUGAAGGUUUUGAGUACAUCAACCCGCUCCUGAUGUCGGCAGAGGAGUGUGUCUGAGGACAUAACGUCUGUGCUCACACACACAGUCAUGCACGUGUUACAUGGCAUCUCAGUGUCUUCAAACUGCAUGGUUAUGAAACAACCUGGCAACAUCAACCUUCUGUUUGAAGGCCGCACAUGUCCAGUAGAACGCUUAUUUGCCAAAAUCAGUCUCACACUUUGCCAUUUAUAACCACUUGCCCUUAAGCCUACCUUCUUUGUUAAUUAUUUUUAUAUCAUGUAAAUCUGCACUGAUAGCGAUUUUUCUCAUUGGGGCCUCUUUAUCUGUAGCCAACAAAGGCUACAAAGUUCUUCCAAGGUUAAUGUAAACAGGGGCAGGAGAGAUGAGGCGCCCGUGACAGAUGAACUGAGCAUCCUCUCCUUCCAGCUGGUGGGGCGUUUUCAGUGCAUAUCUUAUUUAUGUAUGUAUGAAACUUCUGUUGAGGACAAAUGUUAGACUAGGCCUUUUUAGCUUCAAGUUGGACAAAACUGACAACUCGAUCGUCAUAGUCAUUUUUGAUUUUACUUUGUCCCAACACACUUUAUAUAAAGGAGGCAGAGACUCAUAACACUAGAUUUUAAAAACUGAAAAAGAUACAAAUUUAUAUAUUUUUCUCAUGUUUAUUUAACAACAUAACAGUCAUUAUAUAUGUUGUUCUGAGUGUUAUCCAGCCUGAGUAAUGGAACCAAAAAGGUUCAGGCAUUGUUUUUUUAGAUUAACUUCUGGAAUAUAGGAAUCUGCUUCAAGUCCCUUCUCCCAGAAUGAAGGAACGUAUGAAGCAGCAUCCAACUAACGCUAAUGAGUUAAUACUCUGGAAACUGUGAAUGAAAGAGCUUGCCAUGCCAGGAAACUGGCUGGAAAAGUAGCACAUAAUACCUGAACGCUGGAGCACAGGUUUAAUUUUGCUGUGCGGAUCAACCACGAACUACACAUUCACACAGGACCAAAAAAAAAAAAAAGAUCUUGCUGGUACUUAUUAGAUGGUUCAGUGUGUAUUUAAGAAAGAUGUGCUGUCCUUAGUCAUAGAAUUUAUAUAUUCUCUCUUUUUUUUGUGCUCAUUUUUAAUACUAUGCCAUAUGAAAUGUAUUGAUCUGUUACAGUAUGGUUUUUUUGUACUGUCACCAUUCCAUGUAUGUCUUUUUGUUUAAAUCAAAAUACUAGGCGAUUGUUAACAUGAGAGCCCAGUUAAGUGCAAAGCCACGACACAGAACAGUUGUAGCACAGAAAUGUGGCUCGAAAACUGUAAUCCGUCUGCUGUACUUCGUUUUUACCAUAUCAAACACACUACUCUAGAUGUUUUGUAAAGCUGCUUGCAGAGCCACAUUACCUUCUGACUGUAACAACACUGACAGUGAUGAACCUCCAGUCGAAGCAUCUCACUACAUGGAAAAUGCUUUUGGGCUCGUGGUAACCAGAGGAACACAUUUAUCUGUUACAUGUUAUUUCUGCUUUAUUGUUUUUUGUUUUUUGUUUUUUUGUUAAUUGGAUUUAAUUUUGAUUUUUUUUUUUUUUUUUUAAUCACUACAUUGAUUCCAAAAUGUUACAUGAUGAACCCAAUGGAAACACUAUUUGUUGCAUUUUGGGGACGUUUACCACCCACAGAACUCCGGAGAACUUUAAGUGUGCAAAAAAAAACAAAAAAAAAACCUG